AUGGUGGUAUAUUCUUGUGAAGAAACUGUGGAAGAAAUGGUGCAGCAAGAUCUUAUGGGCAGACAGAUCCUAAAUGCAGCUCUAAUAGCUAGUGAAUGUGUAGAUUCACGGAUUAAAGGUGAAACCCCAGGAAUCAUGUGUAAGCUUGAUAUUGAGAAAGCCUAUGAUUAUGUGAACUGGGAUUUCCUUAUUAAUAUCUUGAGACAAAUGGGGUUUGGAGAGAAAUGGCUGAAGUGGAUAGGAUUUUGCAUUAAAACUGUCAGGUUCUCUAUAUUGAUUAAUGGAGAACCUGCUGGUUUUUUUUCCCUCAGAAAGGGGGUUGAGGCAGGGUGA
This is a messenger RNA of Solanum stenotomum, 333 nucleotides long. RefSeq lists its product as uncharacterized. Lineage: Eukaryota; Viridiplantae; Streptophyta; Magnoliopsida; Solanales; Solanaceae. Bases 1 to 333 code for a protein of 110 amino acids. The record is from RefSeq and is a predicted model, not a curated record. The transcript has 2 exons.